This is a messenger RNA of Gregarina niphandrodes, 6057 nucleotides long. Its product is annotated as protein kinase domain protein. NCBI's taxonomy places the organism in Eukaryota, Apicomplexa, Conoidasida, Eugregarinorida, Gregarinidae. Gene Ontology annotation, cellular component: autophagosome; cytoplasm. The record is from RefSeq and is a predicted model, not a curated record. The transcript is spliced from 2 exons. The coding region runs from base 1 to 6057 and encodes 2018 amino acids. Gene Ontology annotation, molecular function: ATP binding; protein serine/threonine kinase activity. Gene Ontology annotation, biological process: peptidyl-serine phosphorylation; autophagosome organization; protein autophosphorylation.
AUGGGACGAAAGGGACGAGGCGGCCGGAGAGGUGCAGUAGGCGCGUUCAAGCGAUCUAAAGUGCCUAAUUUUGGUUCGUCAAAAAUGCCCACUCGGGAAACUGAUUGUAUUGGGGAACGAGCUAUGCGGUGUCCCGCGACUAAUGAGACGAAGGAAGAUGACCGUACGGAAGACUUUGACGAUGAGUUGCCGUUGAUAAUUCAGGAGUUCGACGAGGAUGAGGAGGACGCGGAAACGGCUUCCGGUAGUGCACCGCAAGACUCGUUCCGGGAUGCGGGGAGCCGGAGCCGAGACGCGUCGGUCGGAAGUAGAGACGUGUCCGCGGGAAGCCGAGACGCUCUUUUUUCGGUAGUGCACCGCAGGACUCCUUCCGGCCGCGUGGGCAACCCGACAAGCUGCGGCCGAGCAGGCAGAGAAAAUCCAUGGAGUGGAUUGGAACAACGCGAUUCUGGACGCAGCGGGUCAGAAAUGGGCAGCGCGAAGAGAUACGGAGUCCAGCAAGUCGGAACGCAGCGAGUCGGAACCCAGCGGGUGCGGGACCAGGCGGCCGACGCACCUGAGCAGGACCUGUCCGGGUCCCAAGAGGCCGCGUUUGCGGAGGAGGUCGGAAGCAUCGUCUCUAGCGUUUCCGACCUGGCCGGCGACCAGGAACACGGCUUGACCCCCGGCUACAACGUGGAAGCCGGCGGCUACCACGCCUCCUAUCCGGAGUGCGACGAGUUGAGCCAAAAGGAAGAGUUGAGCCAACAGGAAGAGCUGAGCCAACAGGAAGAGCUGAGUCAACAGGAAGAGCUGAGUCAACAGGAGGAGCUGAGCCAACAGGAGCAGUUGAGCCAACAGGAAGAGUUGAGCCAACAGGAUCAGUUGAGCCAACAGGAAGAGCUGAGUCAACAGGGGGACUUGAGCGAGCAGGAGUGGCCGGACAAAGCCUGCACCCAGGCGGGCGGCAACGGGGAGCCUCCGAGUCGGGACAACACAGCAGAGCGGCCGCUGGCGGGGGACGACUCGAUAUUCGGUUCGGCGAGUAACUUGGUGGUGCCGAGUUCGUCGGAUCUUUUGUCUGCGUCGUCUGACGCGCUGCCGUAUGCUAGCUCGCUCUCGUCGUCGCGAGAUGGCGGGCGGGCGACGGCGGCGGCUGGGGAGGGUUGUGCGGCAGCAGCGGACGAAUGCGAGAUUGAGUCGCUGGAGUGUUUUGGAUCGCCGGAAUUGUUGUUGGAUGAGAUGACACCGCAGGUGUCGCGUACCUGCGAGGAUGGGAGGGCGGUGGAGUGUGAGGCGAGUCUUAGUGGUGCACAGUCGCCAACGGAGCCUCAGUCGCCGACAGUGCUUUCGGGUUCCUCGAGUCGGCCGCGGCGAGCGUUGGGUUACGCUUCCGAUGAGGACACGGCGCCGUCGAGCGACCCGAUGCUUGCGCCCGCGGACGCCGCGGCUACGCUUGCGUUGCUUGACGCUGCGCCGCUGGACGGCGUCUUCCUUCGCAGUGCAGUCCCCGAGAUGGAGACGCAUACACUCGAAAGCGCACGCGAAACGCACCCCUGGGUCGUCACGCAGGUCGGUGCUGCCUGUCCUCGUGUGGAGCCCGAACCGGAGCUUGAACUCGAACGCGGGCUCUCCGGACCUCCGGAUCGCGGACUCUCCGGACCCCCGGAACGCAGUCUCUCCGACCACAGCGAGCGCCUCUCCGCCCGCGGCGUCUCCGCAGAAACGCCGCUCCUACAACGCCCGCCCCUCAUGCCCAGCGCUGCGCACAUCGGCUUCCCACAAUCCGGCUCCGUCCAGUCCGCUUCCGGUGGCAGCGCCGCCGCCGCCGCAGGUAGCGCCGUGGCCCGCGACGGCGCGACCACCGUGACCCUCGACCGCCCCGCGCCGGCCGCGAGCUUCACACACGUGCGCGAACAACUGCUCCAGAAAGAGUGCCUCCCGCGGAUCCAAUAUGGAGACGGCGUCUUCCGAGAAGGCGACAGCGCUUUCCGGGACACGGGGGCCUUCCGGGACGGCAGUGGCUACCGGAGCGUGGAGCGAGGCGCGAGUGCAGCGUCCUCUGGCGGAUCGGUGCCCAGCGCGGUGUACCUGCCGGCCUCGUACUUCGCGGUGGGGUCGACAUUAAGUCACAAGCCGACGCUUUCGUGCUCGGCGAUUGCGACGCCUGUCGCGCGGGAGGUGGGCGCAACGCGGCACACAAUUGCGCGACUGGGUGACGGAGCCGCGCCUCCGAGCUACACGUUGUCUGCCUCGCCGCUGAAGGCUUACCAGGACGCGAAAAUGCGGCGAGAGGGCUUCGUCGGAGGCUCCAUCGGGAGCUCCAUCGGGGGCUCGAUCGGAGGCUCGAUUUCCCCCGCUGCCUCCGCGGCUAUGUACCCUUCGCCGAGUCUGUACGACGCCAGGCGCUCGGCCAGCUACUCCUCUGUCGGCACGCCCCCGACGGCUUACUCAGCGGCCCCGACGGCGUACCCAACGGCCAGCACCGCCUAUACUGGAGCCACCACCACGUAUAGUAGCGGCGCCUACCCCACGACCACGGCCACCGGCUACCCAGGGGCCACCACCAGCUACCCAGGGGCUACCACCACCUAUACUGGGGCCACCACUAGCUACCCAGGGGCUACCACCAGCUACCCAGGGGCUACCACCACCUAUACUGGGGCCGCCACCACCUACCCGACAGCCACCUAUACUAGGGCCACGACCAGUUACCAAGGUCACCGCCCGACCUCGUCCCACGCAGCAGGCACUGGCGGAACCUACACCAGUCCUGUCGGUCGAAGUUUGCUCGGCGGGGCGUCUGGCUACUCGCCGAGUCACGCGUAUCUAACGAGCAGUCCGGGGUACGUGGUGAGCAGCUCGGGGUACGGGGCAAUCCAUCCUGGACACCUGACGGCCAGUCCGGGACACCUGACAACCGCUCCAGGGUACGUGAGGACUAGUCCCGGAUAUGGGACGACUAGUUCGGGGUACGGAGCUCUAAGUCCGGGGCACCUGACGAGCAGUUCGGGGCACCUGACGAGCAGUUCGGGGCACCUGACGAGCAGUUCGGGGUACAUGACUAGUCCGGGGUAUGGAACGGAGUAUGUGGCGGGUAACCCCAGUGCAGGAUAUGCGGCUGGCUAUUCCACGUAUGUGGCUAAUCCCGGUUAUGCAUCCGGCUAUUACACCGGCAGCGGAUUCUCGCCGUACACGACCGGGUACUCUCAAGUGCAGUCGACCGGCCUGACUCAGCACCCCAGCAGUUUGGGCUCCACGAAGCUGGGGGCGACAUACAGCUCUCUCGAAGUUCCCGGCAGCACCGUGAAGUACCACUUCAAUUAUUCGCCGGGCAUGUCCGCUACAGCUGGCACAGUUGCGGGUGCUACUGGCACAGUUGCGGGUGCUACUGGCACAGUUGCGGGUGCUACUGGCACAGUUGCGGCUGUCGCUGGCACAACCGCGGCUGCCGCUAGCACAACCGCGGCUGCCGCUAGCACAACCGCGGCUGCAGCGACUGGCUCAGCGACUGGUACCGCAAUUGGCGAAGCGCUGCCUGGUAGUGUUUCGGACGCUGGUAAGAAUGAAGAGGCGGCAGAGGAGGAGGUGUCUGCGUCGCCGGCGGGCGACUCCUCCUCGACAGCGAAGGAGGAGUCGGUUGGGGCGUGGAAGCAGCAGCGGCGUUCGGCGUCCUUGGACCGGUUUGCGGCGGACGAGUCGUGUGUUAUUAGCACGGUCUCGAAGCGGCGCAUGCUGAAGCCCCGCCGGUUGCUCUUUAGCGCCAUGUUUCCUCAUGGUACGAUAACGUCGUACAAAGUGCUAGAUCUAUUAGGUGAGGGGUCGUCAUCGAAGGUAUUUAAGUGUAUACGUCGGAAUCGGCUUUACGCGGUGAAGUUUCUGCGGAAGACGCGUUUGGCGAACAACCACGCGCUGCGGCGUUUGCUGAGUAGCGAGUUGCAGGUGCACGCUUUGUUGCGUGGACAUCCGUACGUAUGCAGUCUUAAGGGCUGUUUUCAGGACCAGCGGUGUCUGUACUACGUUUACGACUUCAUGCGCGGGCCGACGUUGUUCGAGUUGGUUACGCGGUUGGGUUGUGUGCGAGGGCCGCCGGUGGUGCCGUUGCCACUGGUCAAGAUGUGGACGUGUCAGCUAAUCGCGUUGUUGCGCACAUUCAUGGUGCAUAACUGCGUCCACCGUGACAUAAAGGCGGAGAACCUGAUGAUUGAGCUUGGUGACAUCAAGAUCAUCGACUUCGCCUCCGCCACGGUGACCAACGAGGCUCGGAGCGACCACCGCAGCACAGGCGUCCUGGAUUACCGAGGUCUGGACACCCGCGAUCGAGGUCUGGACCGUGGCCUGGACACCCGCGAUCGAGGUCUGGACGUCCGUGGCCUGGAUGGUCGUGACCGCGACCGGGAGCGUGACCGCGACCGGGAGCGUGACCGCGACCGGGAGCGUGACCGCGACAGAGGUUUGGACAGCCGAGGGGGAGACCAUGUGGUGGACUACCGGAGUGGGCGCAGUGGCGGUGGAGGACGCCGGAGUGAAUAUGUAAAAGGUUCACAUGGUGGGGGGAGGGGGGAAGGUGAGGGGGAAGACGAGUUGGUUGGUACGCCGGUAUACUGGUCGCCCGAGGUAGUGAUGGAGCGGUUGUAUGGAGACCGAGUAGAGGCUCGUCCAUUUGCGGGUGAUAUAUGGGCAGUGGGUUGUGUGUUGGUGUUUAUGAUAACGGGAGUGUUACCAUUCCAGGGCGGUAGUACGGAUGAGGUAUUAGAUGCGAUUGUGAAGUACAAGAAGGGACAGUAUCUGUUGGAUCUGAAGAGCGAAUUGCGUGUUGAAGGUGACAUGCUCGAUCUGUGCUAUCGUUUGUUGCACCCCAGCCCGGAAGUGCGGGAGAGGUUUAUCCUGGAGGACCCGCUCGAACAUGCCGCAUUCCGUGGCAUGCCACUAUACUGUCCCGCCGAUGUAGAUCCCUUCAGUCUCGAACGAUCCAUCAUCUCCUUCUUCGGCACUCGAGGCCAAUCCGAGGACACCUCCAGCAUGGAACUCACUCCAAAUGUCGGCGAGGCCUUCAGCGGCCGCCUCAUCUCCGAAGUACCCGAAACGCCGCCACCGCGAAAGGCGGGACGCAACCGACCUGCAGCCACCACCGGCAGCACCGCCGCCACCACACGUGGACUAGACUCCGUAGGCGCCGUGGGAGGCGGCGCACUCGACUAUGUCGAUACCGCUGCCACCACGCAACUCGCCGAUGAAACCGAACCCGCAGCGGAACUCAUUUCCCGCGAACCAGAUACAUACGGCCAGCGUACCAGCCGUCCUCCGCGUUAUAUCAAGGAAUGGAUCGCCUUACGUCGAGCACUCGACGCCCAGGACGUUAAAGAGAACCACUCCGCUCCCCGUUCCGCAGAGUCCGGUGGCGGCGGCGGGGCCGCCGCACCGGCGGAGCCGGCGAAGCCGGCGCCGCAAAGGUCCAAUACGCCCCCCACACCUCCGCCGCCGCGUUGGUUGGUGGCAUUGAGCGCCGAGGCUGCCGUUUCGCGUGUGGUCGCAAAGGUCGAAGGACUUCUAGCGAUCAUCAACGGCCCCGCUGAAGACCUCGUCGAAUCCUGUGGCGUCCGCGUCUGGGGCGCACUGUUGGUCAAACUAGGUCAGCCUGAGCCGCCGCGGCGAAGCUCCGUUGUUCAAGACGACUCCUGGAGUUGUUGCUCUAAACUGCUCUUUGUGAAAAGUCCUGCCAAACUGACCGACCGUAGCGGCCGAGACGGGGUCAGUGCCCGAGACGGGCGUAGCGGUAGCGGCCGUGGUCGCGGGACGGUUCGCGGUAGCGGUGACGCCAGGAGCAGAGAAGAGGAAGAGAGUUUCGCCGCUUACGGCAUCCUCUGUGGCCACAACACCUUGGCCAUCGUGAAAGAGGACCCGCAUGAGGCACUGACUUUCGAACCCGUGACCCGCCUCCACUACCUGCAGGCAAAGAUCGUGCACUGGACCUCCAGCGGGCCCACCUCCCUCAUCCUUAAGGGAGAAAAUCUCGACAUAGAAAUCGAUGCUGGCACGGUCCAGAACAAGAAGUCCUGGCUGGCUGGACUACGAUAA